CACACACACACACACUCACACUCACUCACCUUUCCUCUUUCUCUGCUUCGCAAUCUCCGCCGACAAUGCAGCUCCUCCUCCUCGCCGCCGCAGCGGUCCUCUCCCUCUCCCUCCUCCUCCCCUCCCCCGCCGCCGCCCACAACAUCACCCGCAUUCUCGACAAAGACCCCGCCUUCUCCACCUUCAACCACUACCUCACCGUCACCCAGCUCGCCCCCGAGAUCAACCGCCGCGAGACCAUCACCGUCUGCGCCGUCGACAACUCCGCCAUGUCCGACCUCCUCUCCAAGCACCUCUCCCUCGGCGCCAUCAAAAACGUCCUCUCCCUCCACGUCCUCCUCGACUACUUCGACGCCAAGAAGCUCCACCAGAUCACCGACGGCACCGCCCUCGCCGCCACCAUGUUCCAGGCCACCGGCGCCGCCACCGGCUCCGCCGGCUUCGUCAACAUCACCGACCUCAAGGGCGGCAAAGUCGGCUUCUCCCCGCAGGACAACGCCGGCGACGUCUCCGCCACUUUCGUCAAAUCAAUCGACGCCAUCCCCUACAACAUCUCCGUCAUCCAGAUCUCGUCCAUUCUCCCCUCCCCCGAGGCCGAGGCCCCCGCCCCCGCCCCCAGCCAGAUCAACAUCACCGCGCUCAUGUCCAAGCACGGCUGCAAAAUCUUCGCCGAGACGCUCCUCGCCAAUCCGGCGGAGAAGACAUUCGAGGACAAUGUGGAGAGCGGAUUGACCGUCUUCUGCCCCGGCGACGACGCGAUGAAGGCAUUUUCCCCCAAAUUCAAAAACCUAACCGCCGCGGGGAAGCAAUCGCUCCUCGAAUACCACGGCAUCCCGAUCUACCAAUCCAUCCCCGGCCUCAAAUCGAGCAACGGAAUCACCAACACUCUCGCCACCGACGGCGCCAGCAAGUUCAGCUUCGACGUCAAAAACGACGGAUCUGACGUCACGAUCUUCACGAAGCUCGUCACGGCGAAGAUCGUCAACACGCUGGUGGAUGAGCAGCCGCUCGCGAUCUACCAGGUGAACAAGGUGUUGCUGCCGGAGGAGCUGUUUAAAGGAGCUCUGUCGCCUUCUCCGGCGCCGGCGCCGGGUCCGGAGGCCGAUGCGGAGUCGCCGAAGUCGUCGAAGAAGAAGCACAAGUCGCCGCCUGCGCCGCCGGAGGCGCCGUCUGAUUCUCCGGCGGAUGCUCCGGAUGGAGAUGUGGCGGAUCAGUCGACUAACGGCGGCGCUAGAUUUAACGGCGGAGGAUUCGUUGCCGUGAUUUUGAGUCUCGGGUUUGCAUUUCUUCAGCUGUAGAUUUGUCUUAUUUUUCUGAAUUUUUGCUGUUUUGUUGUUUGUUUGUAUUUUACUCUUAUUUUUGUUUAUUUUUAUUUGAGAUAUUAUUGAGCCUUUGAUGGCCAUUUAA
Molecule: messenger RNA, 1407 nt
Organism: Salvia hispanica
Lineage: Eukaryota; Viridiplantae; Streptophyta; Magnoliopsida; Lamiales; Lamiaceae
Product: fasciclin-like arabinogalactan protein 1
Cellular component (GO): plasma membrane
Source: RefSeq, a predicted model, not a curated record